Messenger RNA from Patella vulgata (common limpet), 4339 nucleotides. RefSeq lists its product as uncharacterized. The transcript is spliced from 6 exons. Gene Ontology annotation, molecular function: protein binding. The record is from RefSeq and is a predicted model, not a curated record. Gene Ontology annotation, biological process: intracellular signal transduction. Lineage: Eukaryota; Metazoa; Mollusca; Gastropoda; Patellidae. The coding region runs from base 49 to 1089 and encodes 346 amino acids.
AUAGUACUUUAAACAUUUUUAUUUUAUCGGUUAGUGUGUCUGAGUAAAAUGGCUGACUAUAGAGACAUUCGAGAUGAAAUUGAGGAAUAUGAUAAAGGAAAAAAUGUCAUAAAUCAAUAUAAAAGAAAGUUAGUGGAGUCUAUAAAGAAGAAGCAUGUGAAUGCAUUUAAAAGUGUUUUAGCAAGUGGUUUAGAUGUGAACUUUAGUGACUAUACUUCUAAUUAUCCUAUUCAUCAUGCUUCUGCUCUGGUUCCAGAUAAGGAUUCUAGAGAGAUUUUAACUACAUUAAUAUAUUCUGAUGUUGAUUUAGAUGUUGCUGAUCGCUUUGGCUGUACACCUUUACAUAUAGCUGUUGGUGUUUCCCUAGAAACCACUGUCACUCUACUUGACAACGGUUGCUUCAUCGAUGCACAGGAUCAUGCAGGUUGCACACCGUUAAUGAGGGCAUGUAGUAAUAGAUCAUCAGAAAGUUUGGCUAUAAUACAGUUGUUAAUAGACACACAGUGUAACAUUCACCUUAAAGAUGAUGAAGGCUUCACAGCUUUACAUUACAUAUGUAAAAACAGUCAACAAGAUGUCAAUUUACGGAAUGAAAUAGUAUAUAAAUUAUUAUACAGUGGUCUAUCACCUAUUUUACAAGAUAAUAGUGGUAAAAUGGGAUUAUGUCAUGAAUUAGAUAAAUUUAUAAACAAUGGAAACAGUGUCAUAAACAAAGAAGAAUUGGUUGUUUUAAAAACUUUAAUAUGUGCUGGACGUAAUAUCAAUUUCACCAACAAAGUUUUUACAGUCUGGUUGACUUAUACUCUACCUCUCUACUCAAAUAUAUUUCUGCUAAAACUAUUUCAAGUUAUACGACCGAUAUUGGGUCAGAAGUUUAUACGACAAUUACACAAACUGUACACCUCAUUACCCAGCUGUGACAAUCAAAUAGCGGACAUAGUUGCACGUUAUCGUGAUAUGCCACGAAGUCUCAAGUCAAGUUGCCGAUAUACGAUACGAUCUAACCUCAAAGAAAGAGUUUUAUUCGCAACAGAAGAUCUUCCAUUGCCAACAUCAUUAAAGAAAUAUUUAUUAUUAUCUGAUAAUUAAUAAAGGAUGGGUUAGGGGUCUUGCUGUUAACUUUUACUGUAAAACUAGAAUUUCUUUUAUCUUUAAAUUAGGUCGGUAAACUUUUAAGUAACGCGAACUUCGUCAACUGGAUGGUUGCCCAGUUCAACGCACAUACAUCGACAUCAGCAAAAUAAGUGCUUCAGGUGAAGGUGAUGUGAUUUUUUCUUUUAGAAAAUAUCAAUUUAAGAUAAAUUAAGAUUGGUUGAAGAGCUGACAGUUCUCGCUAUAAUAGUCGAACAAGAGCAUCGCUACCGCUGCAAUAUACGUCCACAUUCCUGCUUUGAUAUGAUACUUUUUAAAAUGAAGAGAAUGAAAUAUGAAAUGGCUGCAACUACUGUGAUAUGUCAAGAGACAAAGAAGGCUAGGCAUUGGGUUUGUUUUGCCAAGUUUAUAGACUUAAUAUUAACACUGCCCCAGGGAGUUGGGGCAUAAAAUGAAUAAUUUCUGUCCUUACGGUAUAAGGAAUAUAUAUGCCACUAUGCCACGUUCCAACAUGAUCCAUUCAGAAUUCCAGUCAGAGACAAAAAGCAGAAAAAUUGGCCUGGCUCUGCCCUUGGGGGUUGGACGUGGACAAAUUUGAAUAGGUACAACCAAAAUGGUACAAAUUAUAUUAACAAUUGCAACCUUUAGACUUUAGAGUAUUUACAGACAAAAUAUUAACAAAAAAUGUGGGGUCGGAUCAUGCACCAAAAUCAAUAGUUACGGUCCUUAGGCUAUAAGAAAUACAUAUGCCAAGAUGAUCCUUUCAGAAUUGGGGCCUGUAUACGAUAAACAGAAAAAUUUGGCAUGGCUCUAGAGGGUCCACAACCUUAAAAUAUACCAUAUAUUUUGCUUACGAGGGGCAGCCAUUUUGUCCUGCAUCAUUAGGGUGCUACGGUGAUAUAUUCACACGUUUUUUUAUAUUGGAUAAAAAUUGUAACCUCUAGAUGGACCACAUGCUAAAAAUGCGAUUUUUAGUAAAAUGAAGGGCCAUAAUUCAAGAGGUUAUUCGAUAUUCGCGCAUAUCGGAUUGUAACUUCCUGAAUUAUGGCCCUUGAUUGUAGAAAAAAUCAUGUUUUUAGCUUUUGGUCCCUUAUGAUGUCACAAUUUUUAUCCGAUUUAAAAAAAACGUGUGAAUAUAUCACUGUUACACACUAAGAUCUUGGUUCCUUUUGAUAAUCGCGCAUAUCUGAAGUAACUUCCUGGAUUAUGGCCCCUGAUUGUUCUAAAAAUCGCAUUAUUAGCUUGCGGAUUCUCUAGAGGUCACAUUUUUUUUUCCGAUUUUAAAAACCGUUUAAAUUUAUCACGUACCAUUCUACAAUAAUGAAGGUUGAAUUUGAAUUACGGGAAAAUUGAAAUGAAACUGCCCAACAAAAUGGCUGCUCUUUGUACGCAAAUUGUGUCAAAGUAUGUAAUACGAAGGUUGUGGACCCUCUAGAGGUCCCAAUUUUCAUCCGAUUUUGAUGAAACUUAAAACAUAUCUUUAUAUCACAAAGAUAUCAGUCUCUUUUGAUAUUUGCGCAUUUCAGACCAUAACUAUCUGGAUUAUUGUCCCUGAUUGUACAAAAAAUCGUGUCUGUUUUUAGCUUGUUCUCUAUCCUUCCCUUGCAAAAUGUGGACGUAUCCUGUCUGGCAGCCGCUGGUUACUAUGAACCAAGUGUUAACUCACAGAGAAAGACCUUAUAAUAAAUUUCCAUAGUUUUUCUUUCAUCUAAUUCGCUUGUGGCCGUUUUUAUCUGACAGUCUUUUACCAUUUUAGCUCUAGAAUGUUGAUCACGUUACGGCCCAUGCAUGUGUCCUCUUUGUCGUACAGACUGGAUACUAUCAAUUGCAGUUUGUGUGAAGAUCAACCAUUUUUAUACGCCCAAAUGGAAAUGUGGUCGUAUAUUGCCGUCGCCCUAUUCGUACAUCCGUCGGUCGGUCGGUCCGUCCAUCGUCCACAAUUUCUUGUGAAUGCACUACAGACUAUAUUUAUCAUGAAGAAUCCUAUUUAAUUAAAUAAUUUCCGUUAAUCUCUUCUGGAGUUAUGGCCCUUGUUUCACUUUGUUGCACCUUGUGAAUGCUCUAACGAAAAAACUGUAUGAAAUUUAUUUGCAUCAUUUAAAUUAGUGAAAUGAAGACGCCUAUUGAAUUUCAGUUAAUUACGUCUAGAGUUAUGGCCAUCGUUUCACUUUGUUGAAUUUCAGCAAUUUCUGUUUAUUACUAGAGUUAUGGCCCUUGUUUUACUUUGUUGAACGACAAAAUUUAGCGUCUGAUCUGUAUAAAGUUUAUAUGUAUUAUUUAAAUUAGUAAGACGAAAAAGCCUGUCAAAUUUCAAAAAUGUCUGUAAUUUACUUCCAGAGUUAAGACCCUUGUUUCAGUUUGUAGAUCAUUUUGAACCCUCAUAAUAACGCUGGCCACGUCGACGCCAUAUUCUGGUCCCGCCUUCUGCAGUUGAUAUGCAAUACCGAAUAUAAUCUGUGAACAGAACAGUUCUCCAUUGCCUAUGUCACCAGUUCUGGUGUUAUUGGGCAAACUGUAGAAGUUCACGUCGAUGACGAGGGGUAAGGAUCAGUCAACGGUAAGGUCUACGGCAAUGGAUGUUCUCUCUGGUGAGACUUUGGCGCACUAUCGGUACUGAUGGGUCUUCCGUGUGUUUCCACCGUCUGAUGUGUGAAGGGAUUCUGCACGUGCUGUUGCACAACAUGGCGGUCUUGUGGUAACCCUUGGUCUACCAGUUCGGGGGCGAUCAUCCGUGGUGUUGGUGGCCAGAAAGCGUUGCUGAAGCAUGUAGAUGGUCUGAACACUGACCUGGAAUUGAUUGGCAACAGCUUAGGUAGUGUGGCCAGCGUCAAGUCUUCCAAGCACCUGGUUCCUCUGAGCUAUCCUGGGUCGUGGCAUGCUGCUGACUUUCUAGUGUGAAUGAUUCAACCAGGUAUGGGGGUGCAUUUUCUAGGGCUGGUCCCGGUGAACAGCACGUGCAGCAUGAGUUACAUGAAAAUCAUGGAGAACACAUUACCAUCUCAGAAGUCAGGUUGCGUGUUUGAGAACAUUUCCUGGGUUCAAUUCUGUGUUUGGGAAGGAGCCUUAUUGCUCAGGUAAAUUUGGAGAUGUUGUCACAAAUAAACAAUAAAAGCAUUUGGCAAGUUUUAUGCAAUGCGUCUAUUCAGAGUAACAUACCAACCUGAUGUUUCUUUUGCUGUGGUUUCGAUUCGCCGGUUGUACGUGACAAGGAGUAGAGUCGCCUGUCCAACCUCGUUGGUUUACCCCG